GGACAUAUACAGCGUCGAAGGGAAGGAAGUUUACCAAAUAUAUUCAUGUCAGCGUGAGUGUUGUUGCAGUCAGCCCUUGACACCCAACACCGACGUCAAGGAUGGGGGAUAUAAAGGCAGCAGUGGGGGCCAUCGGUGUGGAAGACACUCCAUUUCCUCUGACUGAUACCGAUCGGUGGGUUCUCUCACAGACCGACAGUCAAUUCCGUCUUCAUGACUGGGAGGAACUGAAAGGGAUCAUUGAAACAAACAAUCUUUCCGUCCUCAAACGGAAGCCCUCGGACCUCCGCCGGUAUAUGGAAUGGACCCAGAAGGUGAAGGCCGAGUAUGGCUCCAUAACCAACUAUCUCCUUCAACAUCGGCUGCCGUGGGGCUCCCCACCCUUCAAAUAUAACUCACCCGUCCCCUUCGAGGAUCCCUCGGACUAUAAGAUCUUGAUGAAUGACUGGCCGUAUGGCCUCACGGACGAUAUCACGCAUGUCGUGGUCUGGUCCAAGACCCCAAUCCCAACAGAUGAGAAGACCGGGGAUGUGACGGAAGAGAGUAGAAGGAUCAUUGAAGAGUUCGUGAGGAGAACAUUCGUAGAGAGGCUGAAUGGGGAUGCAGAUAGAGUUAUGUGGUUCAAAAACUGGGUCCAAUUGCAAAGUGUCCGGGCCUUGGAACAUGUUCAUGUGCUAGUGAAGGAUGUCAAGAGGACUGAUAUAGAAUUCUGGACCGGCGAGAAGCCAUGAUGUAUGCCUGAUAGAUUCUCCAUAUAUACCGCAAGUCAUCUAACUUUCAAGUCUUGAUUCUUGCGGAAUAUUGAAUCUGCAAUGUAUCCAGGAGGCCGUCAUUCCCUGCCAUCCAGUGCUGCGAAUCUGAAGUGGACUUGGCAAGGCUGGCAAGCAUGGACCAGGAAUUUGUUUGAAUG
Messenger RNA from Amorphotheca resinae ATCC 22711, 910 nucleotides. RefSeq lists its product as hypothetical. The record is from RefSeq and is a predicted model, not a curated record. The coding region runs from base 102 to 731 and encodes 209 amino acids. NCBI's taxonomy places the organism in Eukaryota, Fungi, Ascomycota, Leotiomycetes, Helotiales, Amorphothecaceae. Gene Ontology annotation, cellular component: cytoplasm. The transcript has 2 exons. Gene Ontology annotation, biological process: N-acetylglucosamine metabolic process.